This is a messenger RNA of Penicilliopsis zonata CBS 506.65, 2388 nucleotides long. RefSeq lists its product as hypothetical. Gene Ontology annotation, molecular function: histone deacetylase activity. Bases 1 to 2388 code for a protein of 795 amino acids. The record is from RefSeq and is a predicted model, not a curated record. Lineage: Eukaryota; Fungi; Ascomycota; Eurotiomycetes; Eurotiales; Aspergillaceae. Gene Ontology annotation, cellular component: histone deacetylase complex. Gene Ontology annotation, biological process: chromatin organization. The transcript is spliced from 15 exons.
AUGGAGCAUGAUGAAGACACAGUUAUGGGUGACGUGGGAUCUCACCACCCCCUUCUUCCUCCUUCUACUACUACUACUCAUGUACACCCAGCAAGUGAGGAGGACAGCAGACAGACAGCUGCUGCUGCAUAUCUGAAUGGCAGAUCGGAUCCAUCGCUUGCGCCAUCCAUUCUCGGGCCCUCGAUGACAGUGGCGUUACCGCCUCAACUUGGCCCUCCCUUGGCGCACGAGUCAGCUCCGGUUCUUGAUGAUAACAGGGAUGUUUCGCCUGCGAAAGGCCUCGUCAAGUCUGUGGAGUCGAGCGGCUCGACAGCUGAUGCCAGUACUAAGCCCGAUAGCAUUGUCGAGGAAAAUUCGGACUGGUCGGAUGAGGAGGUGCAGGAUGCUAUGAGCGUCGGACUCCCCAUUGCCUCUCUCCCGACAGGACUGUGCUAUGACAUCCGCAUGCGGUACCACUGUGAAGUGAGACCCCGCGACGACGCCCACCCGGAGGAUCCCAGGCGGAUAUAUUACAUCUACAAAGAACUGUGUCGAGCAGGCCUGGUAGAUGAUAAGGAGUCUUCCAGGCCGUUGGUGCCUCGGCCACUGAAGCGCAUUGACGUGCGAAAUGCCACCGAAGAGGAGAUCUGCCUGGUUCAUACCCCAGACCACUUUCUCUUUGUGGAGAGCACCCAAGGCAUGUCCGAUGAGGACCUGAUCGAAUUGGAGAAAACCAGAGAUUCAAUCUACUUUAACAAACUGACGUUCACCGCUUCUCUUCUCUCGGUAGGAGGAGCCAUCGAAACCUGUCUGGCCGUCGCCACUCGCAAGGUCAAGAAUGCAAUCGCCGUAAUCAGGCCCCCUGGACACCAUGCAGAACAUGACCAAGCCAUGGGCUUUUGCUUAUUCAACAACGUGUCCGUUGCUGCGCGCGUUUGUCAAAGGCAACUGGGGGAGAGCUGUAGGAAGAUCCUCAUUCUCGACUGGGAUGUCCAUCAUGGCAAUGGCAUCCAAAAGGCCUUUUACGAUGACCCCAAUGUCUUGUACAUGUCGCUACAUGUUUACAUGGAUGGGAAAUUCUACCCUGGAGGCAGCGAAGGCGAUCUAGAUCAUUGUGGUGCCGGCGCUGGUGUGGGAAGAAAUGUCAACGUCCCUUGGCCUACACAAGGAAUGGGAGACGGCGACUACAUAUAUGCCUUCCAGCAAGUCAUCAUGCCGAUUGCCAACGAAUUUAAUCCAGACUUAGUCAUCAUCGCUUCUGGGUUUGAUGCUGCAGCUGGUGAUGAGCUGGGUGGUUGUUUUGUCACACCAGCCUGCUAUGCCCAUAUGACCCAUAUGCUGAUGAAUCUAGCCAACGGCAAGGUCGCUGUUUGCUUAGAGGGCGGGUAUAACUUCAGAUCAAUCUCCAGAUCAGCGCUUGCAGUGACAAAGACUCUAAUGGGGGAGCCUCCUGACCGGUUAAUCUCCACCUCACCGUCAGACCUGGCAGUCCAGACGGUGAAACGCGUCGUGUCAGCGCAGUCUCAGUUUUGGCAUUGCAUGUUUCCCAAGGGUCCGCAAGACGAGAGGCUUUGGACUAACCGGCUCCAUGAUGUCAUUCGGGCUUAUCAAUCCAAGCAUCUCUUUGAUAACUACAAGCUCACCUCACUUUACAUUUACCGGAACGCCAUCUCCAAGUCAUUCGAGAACCAGGUUUUAGCCAGUCCAAAUUACUACCAACCUGUGCCUUUGAUUGUAUUCUUCCACGACCCUCCGGAUAUCAUGGGCUUGCCAAACCCAGUGACCAACAAACUAGAGGCACAUAAUUGCUGGCUGGAUUAUAUCGAAUGGGCUAUUGGCAAAGGUUACGCUGUCAUCGACGUGAACAUUCCAAAACAAGUCACGACGGAGCCUCCCUCGGCCAAAUAUGAAGACGAAGAUGAGAACCGUCCGACCGCGACAGAGGAACUGGCGGGGUACCUAUGGGACAAUUACAUCGAGCCCAACGAGGCGAAGGAGGUCUUCUUCGUUGGUAUUGGCAAUGCUUUCUAUGGAGUUGCAAAUCUCCUGAUCAACCGAGAAACCCUGUACAAGCAUGUAAACGGCGUUGUCUCCUUCGUUGCCGAGAACCCUGUCCGGGCCAUCGCUUCUCACACGCAAGUCUGGCUCUCAAGAUGGUAUAAAGAUAACUCCCUGGUCUUUGUGUCUCACACGCACGGGGUGUGGAACAACGUCGAUGCGCGUCGGAAACCGUCCAAGCGCUACGGACAGCUCAUCCAAUCACCACAGACGGGGCUUAGCGACAUGCUGCUGCACCACAAGGAGGAAGUCUUCAGGUGGCUUGAGGAGCGGGCGGAUGUGGAGGAAAGCGAGGAGGAAGUCAUGAAGAAUGUGAAGAGCCGCUCGCCGACCAAGGAGAAGCCCGUAUGA